Messenger RNA from Phyllotreta striolata, 1704 nucleotides. The record is from the annotation of a GenBank genome assembly. Lineage: Eukaryota; Metazoa; Arthropoda; Insecta; Coleoptera; Chrysomelidae.
UCGUUACGUCAACGUCAUUGCUAAUAUGUUUUGACAUUUUUCAUUUCAAUUUCGUCAUAUUGUUGAUUUAAAAUUAAAUUUCUGGUCACAAAUAUUCAAAGUAAGUUAUUAUCACUACAAAUAAUUGGUUUAUAAUGAUUGUAUAACUCACUUUACUGUUGAGAAAUGUUUUGAAUUAACUAGCCAAUUAAACAGUGUAUCAUCAAGAGUACCUUUAAUUAAAGCCAAUUGUAAAUAUGAAGAAAUUAACUGGAUCUUUCCGGUACACGCAAUGGGAUCCGUGGUUAAUAAUCUUUCAAAUAACUUCUGUACAAUGUAUUUUAUAUUUCACGUUGGGUUUGUGGUUAAUCGUGUUGGGUUCGUUGGUUGGGGAACCGAAGACUUUAGACAACAUUUUUCAAUAUCACGAAAUACAAAUCCGAGACUCCGGAGGGCAGAUCGUUAUAUGUAGUUUUGUUAUAAACGCUGCAGUCGGAGCUCUAGCGUUGUGGUACAUCGUAGAAAGAACAAAACAAUGCAUGGAUUUCAGUUGCACCUGGCACGUGAUCCACCUGGUAAUCUGCUGGUUCUACAACCAGCAGUUCCCGACCACCUUCUCCUGGUGGGCCCUGAACGUGGCCUGUGCAACGAUAAUGUGCGUGUGCGGCGAGGUGCUGUGUUUGAGGACAGAAUUGGCAGCGAUACCGGUCUCAUUGGGGCCGAAGACUGAUCUCUAGAUCGAGCACGAUAAGGGCCUGUGAUAUCUGGUAAACGUCUCGUUGGUUUAGAUAAGAUGUGAUAAUAAAAUAUUAACAUUAAGUUUUAAUUGUUCGAUUUAUAUGCUAAUAAAUUUUUUUUAUAUUUCAUAGUAACAUGCGAUUUAGGGGGUUUAAAAUGUAUUUCGUUUUAUUGAAAUAUGGAUGGUUUAUUUAGUAGUGAAAAAAUGACCGUCGGUUUUUUCUCCUUUUUUAAGUUUUCGGUAGUUUUCCAGUUCGUAGUUUUCCCAAUGUUUCACUUUUAAAUUUUGGAAAAUCCUGAAAUAAUUACAUAAAAUGAAAAUUAAUCAAUUUAGUAAUUUUUAACUUACUUUAACACUUCUUCAUACAGCUCCAUUUCUUUUUUAUUUAAACCAUUAAUCAACACAUCUAAAUUAUCAUGCACUAGGUUUGAUGUAUUCAUUCCUAUUAAAACAGUUUCCGGACCUUCCUGUUGUAAACUGUAGAAAAUCGCCAAUUUUCCCAGUUCUACAUUGUUUUCCUAAAAAUUCCCAGCUUCAAUAACCAUUUAAUUAUCUUAUAAUAAUUACCUUGCAUAUAUUUCUGGCUGCAGUACAAGCAUCUUUGAUUUCUUGGGGAGCCGGGUGCCAGUCUCUCGGUCCAAAAUUACUCAGCAAACCCAUCCCGUUUGCAGAGGCAUUAACUACACCUACAUUCUUCCCCUGGAAAAUAUUAAUUAUACAUUAAAUUAAACACUCCAUUAUUUAUAACUAACUUGCAAAUACGGCACGAACGCGCUCAAAGUAUUAUCAAUCAUGGUAAGCCUUGUAUAACUUAGUAUCAUGUUUAUUGUUACAUGGCUCUUUUCGAUGCAGUCGCGUAAAGUCGAAACUGGAUAACCGGUAAUUCCUAUGAAUUUUGCUUUACCGGCUUUAACUAUUUCUUGAACUGCUGGCAACGUUUCAUUGAGAAUGAUAUCCAAACUAGGGGAAAAUUCCACAUCGUGAAC